CCGACGUACUUUCAGGUGGGUGUUCCCACUUACUUUGGGUCUUUCAGAGAACUUGUCUUUUCGUCUUUCUGGGCUCAGUUUGUCGCCGGGCUCGUUGAGGCAGACAGGGCAUUGAUCUUGUUUCCAGUGUCUGAGACCAGGUUGGAUUACCUGCAUUCAGGGAAUGCAUUAAGUAGCUAAAAGCGGAGGCAAGUCAAGAUCCAUGGAGAACAACUUCACUUUUGAGGAGGGCAGUGACAUGUCAUAUGAAGACAAUGACUUGGCCUUCCCUUCUCCAGUAAAACUGACUUCCCACGGCCAGAGUGACAGCCUUGAUGUCGAAAGUAAUGCUGCGGAAAAGGAGGAAGAAACUGAGGCUCCUCCUGAAGCCAUUGUCAUUCCCAGUGAUUCAGAUGCUUUUCUGAAUGUCAACACCAAUGCCACCACGAGAGGGGAUGCUCAGGCAUAUGUGGAGUUAAAUGAGCUCCAGGGCAACAUCUGGCAGGAGACCAGCCGAUGGGUAGGCUAUGAAGAGAACCUUGAUCCCGCUACACAACAGUGGGGUCCUUCCCAUGUGUCCUACCUCAGCUUUAGGAGCCUCCUUCAAGUCCGGAGGUUGAUGCGCACAGGAGCCAUCAUCUUUGACAUGAAUGCCAGCAGUCUGUCCUCUGUGGCUGAGAAAAUAGUGGACGAGCUGGUGAGCAAGAAUGAGAUACGCUCCAGCGAUCGAGACGCCCUGCUGAGAGCUCUCCUUAUGAGACGCAGUCAAAAUGAUGGACCUGUGAUUACUCCAGCUGGAGAUAUUCAAAUGCAAACUUUUUCUGUUGUAAAGAAGAGAGACAGCUCUGACAACAUGGAGGCCUCAGUUGUCCUCACUGGUGUUCUGGACCUCCUGCAGAAGCCAGUGGUGGCUUUUGUCAGGCUUACUGACACUGUGGUGAUGGAAUCCGUCCUGGAGUCUUCAGUCCCCAUUCGUUUUGUGUUCAUGAUGGUCGGCCCUACCAUCAGUGACAUGAACUACACUCAAACUGGGCGUGCCAUGGGUGCUCUGAUGGCGGACUGGGUGUUCAGUCUGGAAGCUCACCUCGCCCAAACUGAGAAAGAUCUGACUGAUGCGAUUGCUGACUUCAUGGACUGCAGCAUCGUGAUCCCUCCGACUGAAAUCCAAGACAAGACAAUGCUGGAGCCAAUGAUUGACUUCCAGAGGAAGAUCCUGCGGGAAAGACUCCGGCCUACUGACACCCGCCUUGCCUUUGGAGAAAGGGCAGCAGCUUUACAAAUGAUUCCUGAAGGGCCAAAGGAGGACCCUCUGGCCCGUACAGGCUAUCCAUUUGGUGGAAUGGUGAGGGACAUCAAGCGCCGAUACCGCCACUACCUUAGCGACUACACAGAUGCUCUGAACCCUCAGGUCCUCGCCGCCAUCAUCUUCAUCUACUUCGCAGCCUUAUCACCUGCCAUCACUUUUGGGGGGCUUCUUGCGGACAAAACUGAAAAAAUGAUGGGCGUCUCAGAGCUUAUGGUCUCCACCAGCAUCCAGGGUGUUAUCUUCUGCUUCAUUGCUGCCCAACCUGUCCUCGUCAUUGGAUUUUCUGGACCCCUGCUGCUGUUUGAGGAAGCUUUUUAUGCCUUCUGCAAAUCUCAGGACAUGGAGUACAUUGUGGGUCGUAUUUGGGUGGGCAUGUGGCUGAUAGUGAUCGUGGUUGUAGUUGUUGCAGUCGAAGGGAGCUUCUUGGUCCGAUUCAUUUCACGCUUCACCCAAGAAAUCUUCUCCAUCCUCAUUUCACUCAUCUUCAUCUAUGAGACGUUUGCCAAACUCAUAAAGAUCUUUCAGACCCAUCCUUUGAUCCUGAACUAUGAACAUGUUAACGACACACUGGAAAACCCCUUCCACCCAGUCAUCCAUAAACACACAGAGGUUCAUCCAGAUGGCAAUGUGACCAUUAUAGAGAAGGAGAUGGAAAGGCCGUACCCCAACACUGCCCUGUUGUCUAUGUGCCUGAUGUUUGGAUGCUUCUCCAUUGCAUACUUCCUCCGUCAGUUCAAAAAUGGAACCUACUUCCCUGGUCCGAUUCGUCGCUUGAUUGGAGAUUUUGGGGUCCCUAUUGCCAUCUUCUUCAUGAUCGCAGUGGAUAUUAGCAUUGCGGAUGCUUAUACGCAGAAACUGGUUGUGCCAAAAGGUGUUGAAGUGACCAACCCCAAAGCCAGAGGCUGGUUUAUUAACCCAAUGGGGGAAAAACAGCCCUUCCCUAUUUGGAUGAUGGGUGCCUGCUGUGUACCUGCUCUUCUUGUCUUUAUCCUCAUCUUCAUGGAGUCCCAGAUUACUACGCUAAUUGUAAGCAAACCUGAAAGGAAAAUGGUAAAAGGCUCUGGUUUUCAUUUCGACCUGCUCCUUCUGGUCACCAUGGGCGGAAUUUCUUCCAUCUUUGGAGUCCCCUGGCUGAGUGCUGCCACCGUUCGAUCCGUCACCCAUGCCAACGCUCUAACUGUCAUGUCUAAGGGGCCAAAACCGGUGAUUGAGAAGGUGAUUGAGCAGAGGAUCAGUGGUAUAUGCGUGGCCAUCAUGGUUGGAGUUUCAAUUUUCAUGGAACCAAUCCUGAAGAUGAUUCCAAUGACAGCUUUGUUUGGUAUAUUCCUGUACAUGGGUAUCACCUCUCUAAGCGGGGUCCAGAUGUGGGACAGGAUGCUUCUGCUAAUUACACCAAAGAAAUACCAUCCAUCUGACGCCUAUGCUACCAGGGUGAAAACUCUGCGGAUGCAUCUCUUUACAUUUAUCCAGCUUGUGUGUUUGACCAUCCUUUGGCUUGUCAAGCAGAGUGCCUUCUCUUUGGCUCUGCCUUUCUUUCUCAUUCUCACCGUCCCCCUGCGGAUGUUCAUGACAGGACGACUCUUCACCCCCUUGGAGAUGAAAUGCCUGGAUGCAGAUGAUGCCAAAGUGAAAUUUGACGAGGAAGACAUGGAGGAAGGAUUGCCAUAAGCACCACUUUGAAGAAAAAUCAAUCAUUAAUUGUAAUUAUAAACUGUUGUUUUUUCUAGUUUUUAAAAUCCAGCAUUCAUGCAACAUUUCUGAUGCUAAACCAGGAUUUAUUUGACAAUAACAAAGGUUUACACAGAAAACAGUAUUUAGAUUCAAGACAUUUUUUCCCCUUCUCCCUUCUAUUACAUAUUUAACGUUUGGCUUUACUUGCUCAAGCUAACUUAUUUAAAAAUAAAGAAUUUCAGGGAGACAUUCAACAGUGCAUUUUUGUCCCACCGCCUCUGGUAUUUUUCUCAAGCAUGUAUUUCUGAAGUUUGCCUCAUUUAAUUACUCGUGUGUCACUUAUGUCAUAUUAUUUCCUGUUCCUGUUUGAAAUAUGUGAAAGAUGUGUGUUUCCAUAUUCAGAUAUUAGAGUGUACUUACUUUAAAAGUAGUUAAAUAGAUAGUCAUUUUAGUUGUAAGAUCGGGAAAGCAUUGUUGUAUAUGAUCUGAAACGCAUUUUGUGCUAUGAAAUGUGUGUGCUUAAAAACUGUACAUGGCUUUGGAUUAUUUUAUUACAAAUAAAAUCAGUCUUUAAAAAUUUUGGCUUUAUAACUGCAACUGGAAAAGACUCUACCGCCCCUGAUUAGUUAUAGCUUUUAACCUAUAAGCCUACAAAUUUCAAGAGUGUACAAAACAUACUCUUUUUAGAAAACCAUUUUCAAAAGUGUAAAAAAAAAAAGGUUUAUUUUCCCACAUUGUUGUGGGGACUAAGAAUCUGUGAACAUAUGUGGUUACUAUUUAAUAUUGUUUCUACCUGCUUACUUACAAACAUGCUAUAUAAAAACAUGUUCUAGAUAAAUUACAAAAUAAAACAGAAUGCACACAAACUUCAAAUUGUCACUUUCACAUCAUACACUUUUUAAAAUGCGGAAAAUUGUGAACUUAUCUGAAUCAAAAUGAGAAUUUAUUGUAAAGCCGAAAUUAUACAUGCUACCUUCAAGGACAUCAGGCAAUUCUCAGAUGUUCUAUAUCAGAACAUUAAAAAAUCUCUAUCCAAAGCCACAAAGGCAACAUUGAUUUAAUUUCAAAAUUACUCAGCACAAGCCACAUGUUCAUCUAUUUAUAAAUCCAAAUUAGAGAGUUGAGUCAGUUUGCGAUCGUUUCCAUCUUUUCGGAAAUGUGUACAGACUGGGAGCCUUUUAAAUAACAUGUAACACAGUUAGUAGUUUUCCCCUCCACAUAUUUUAAUAAAGAUUUUAUCACAAUGAACACAACAGUUGAAAUAUAAACAUCCCUUUUUUCCAAAAUAGAACAGUCGCUUAUUUCUGCAUUGCUAUUUUUCCUACGGCCAGUGAACCUAUCAAAGUUUAACAAGACCGAGUGCCUGAGAGUCAUUUGUUUUCGCUGAAUCGGACUGACUUGAUUGGACGGCCGGGGUUUACGCCCACAAACACACAAGGUGGAGUUGAAAA
This is a messenger RNA of Cyprinodon variegatus (sheepshead minnow), 4407 nucleotides long. It is a transcript of the gene slc4a1a, whose product is annotated as solute carrier family 4 (anion exchanger), member 1 (Diego blood group). The record is from RefSeq and is a predicted model, not a curated record. Gene Ontology annotation, biological process: transmembrane transport; bicarbonate transport; regulation of intracellular pH. Gene Ontology annotation, molecular function: solute:inorganic anion antiporter activity; monoatomic anion transmembrane transporter activity; bicarbonate transmembrane transporter activity. The transcript has 21 exons. Gene Ontology annotation, cellular component: plasma membrane; basolateral plasma membrane. NCBI's taxonomy places the organism in Eukaryota, Metazoa, Chordata, Actinopteri, Cyprinodontiformes, Cyprinodontidae. Bases 203 to 2953 code for a protein of 916 amino acids.